UUUUUUAAAAACAAAAUUAUAUCAAUUUUUAAAAUUGAACAUUAUUUUUGAUUAUGUUUGCAAAUAAUUUAGUUAAAAAUAUUAUUUAUUAUUAUUUUAUAUUAAUAAUAACAUUAUUGCCAAUAUGUUUGGGUUCACUAUGUCCCUGUGAGGACCAAAAAUUAUGCCAACCAAUUGAUUAUAAUGGCAAUGAGGUGUAUGCAUUUGUUGGCCAAUCUAAUCGUACCGAAUGGCAACUAUACGAUUGGAGCCGAUUGACCACAAUAGCAUUGGCCGGCUUUUAUGACCCGGAGCUUAUGUGUCACGCACAUAAAAACCAGGUCCGUGUCGUUACAUUGGCGGACUUCUCCAAACAGGACCUACUGGACCAACAAAAAGUAGACAAAUGGAUCGGACAACAGAUAGACUACGCAAAAGAGCGCUUUUUGGACGGAAUAAACAUUGAUGUCGAGUACGAUAUCGAUGCCGACAGUCCACUGAUUAAUGGUUUAACAGAGUUUACCGGACGGGUAAGGGAUAGGUUUCACGCGGCACUACCAAAAUCACAGGUUACGUUUGACGUACCCUGGAGUCCAACAAAUGAGAAAGGUAAAGGAGUUGAUGGCCGUAACUACAACUUUACAGGACUGGCCUCUGCGGCAGACUUUUUGUUUGUUAUGUCUUACGACGAAAAGUCACAGAUUUUCGAUACCGAUUGUACGGCCAGUGCUAACAGCGAUCUGUUUUGGACAGCAGGCGGACUAUCGGCUUAUCUUAAAAUGGGUAUACCAUCUGAAAAAUUAGUACUGGGUCUGCCCUGGUAUGGCUACGACUACCCGUGCGUGUCUACCGGUCCGGAGAGGACAUGCUUUAUCAAAGAGGUACCGUUUCGUGGUGUGAACUGUAGCGACGCAGCCGGCCGUCAGCUACCCUAUCGUCAGAUACAACAGUUGAGUCAGACCUACGGAAGCAAUUGGGACGAACACUCCAGGAGUAGAUUUUUGUAUUUCAAUGACACUUUAGGACAGACCCGUCAGAUCUGGUACGACGACUCCUAUACACUGUCAUUGAAAAUAGGUUUUGCCACUUAUAAGAAACUACGUGGGGUUGGGAUGUGGAACGCAAAUAUGUUGGACUAUUCGGGAACAGCCGAAAGUAAGGCCAUGAUUGCCGACAUGUGGCAUACGUUUCCCGAUUAUCGGCACAACAAGACUGGCCAUCAGUUAGUGGCCAAAAAAUAUCAGCCUCUAUAUGAAUCGCUUAUUAUUAAUAAUAAUAAUAAUGUUAAUGAUAACUAUUAA
Oppia nitens is the source of this 1280-nucleotide messenger RNA. Its product is annotated as di-N-acetylchitobiase-like. Gene Ontology annotation, cellular component: extracellular region. The record is from RefSeq and is a predicted model, not a curated record. The transcript has 5 exons. Gene Ontology annotation, biological process: chitin catabolic process; carbohydrate metabolic process. Gene Ontology annotation, molecular function: chitin binding; chitinase activity. NCBI's taxonomy places the organism in Eukaryota, Metazoa, Arthropoda, Arachnida, Sarcoptiformes, Oppiidae. The coding region runs from base 54 to 1280 and encodes 408 amino acids.